Molecule: messenger RNA, 2233 nt
Organism: Theobroma cacao (cacao)
Lineage: Eukaryota; Viridiplantae; Streptophyta; Magnoliopsida; Malvales; Malvaceae
Product: aluminum activated malate transporter family protein
Biological process (GO): malate transport
Source: RefSeq, a predicted model, not a curated record
ACUUUCUUCAAUGAUGCCAAGCAUGAAACAGAAAAUCAUUUUCCGUAGAUUGAAAGUCUUCCCUUGAAUGUGCUGUGUUUACGUUCAAGCUGUUAUUUUGCAGAUAAUGAAAAAACAAAAGCAGGGGAAGGGAGAAGGUGGGGGUAAUGGUUUUUUGAGGUCCGACGGGCUUCUCUCAAAGUCAACAAUUUAUUCAACUAAAAUUAUUUAAUUGAAACCAAGUGGCGGGUGACGCGUGGAGGGAAUGAUGAUUAGGAAACCUGAUGAUCUCUCCUACCAGUCCAAGCCUCUCUCCUGAAUUUGGAUAGUUGUUUACAUCUUUCCCGUUCUUGUGACAAUUGCCAACUACUUUUCAAGCUUCCAUGUAUAGCAUCGUCACGUAAGCAAACGACAUCGUAUGAAAGAUUCCCACCUCCCACCACCUUCGUUGUCUCUCUGGAAUCUAGAUGUAUAGACUCGUAUCUUCUUCGGAAUUGUAGUUCCAUCAAUAACUUUCAUCUGAUCUGUUACUCACCCUUUACCAGAGAUGGCAGGGAGGUCUUUUCUGCGGAGUUCAACCGAUGAGAGUAAAGAAAGAUUGCUUUCAAGGAAAGGGUAUUCGGAAUUCGGUUUGAACAGCUCUGAUGGUAGUGAGGAUGGAGUUAAAUGCAGGUGUUUUCGAUCGUGUUCUGAUUCAAUUAAUAAAUUCUGGGAUGGUUUGCAAGAAAGCUCUGUCAAGUUAUAUGAAAUGGGUCAAUCAGAUCCUCGGAAGGUCUUUUUCGCUGCGAAAAUGGGCUUUUCGCUAGCUAUGGUAUCACUGCUUAUAUUUUUCAAAGAGCCUCUAAGGAAUGCUAGUCAAUACUCGAUAUGGGCAAUUCUUACUGUUGUCGUGGUUUUCGAAUUCAGCGUCGGUGCAACUCUUAACAAAGGAUUCAAUCGAGCUUUGGGGACUUUCUCUGCUGGAGCCCUUGCUUUAGGCAUUGCAGAAUUAUCAAUAUUGGCUGGAAAGUUUGAAGAAGUUAUCAUUGUGAUUAGCAUUUUCAUAGCAGGAUUUUGUGCAAGUUAUGCGAAAUUGUACCCUCCCAUGAAGACAUAUGAAUAUGGUUUUCGGGUAUUCUUGUUGACAUAUUGUAUCGUACUGGUGUCUGGAAACAACACAAGAACCUUCUUCGACACUGCUUUUUAUCGAUUGUUGCUUAUUGGGAUUGGUGCUGGCAUUUGCUUGGUUGUAAAUAUAUGUAUAUACCCCAUAUGGUCAGGGGAGGAUUUACAUAAAUUGGUGGUUAAAAAUUUCAAGAGUGUUGCUACUUCGUUGGAAGGCUGUGUUAAUGGAUACCUGCAAUGUGUUGAAUAUGAGAGGAUCCCUUCCAAAAUUCUUACAUACCAAGCAUCUGAUGAUCCAUUGUAUAGUGCUUAUAGAUCAGUUGUGCAGUCUUCAAGCCAGGAGGAAUCUCUGCUAGAUUUUGCCUUAUGGGAGCCUCCACACGGUCCUUACAGAACAUUCAACUACCCUUGGAGAAAUUAUGUCAAAGUAAGCGGUGCACUGAGGCAUUGUGCUUUCAUGGUGAUGGCAAUGCAUGGGUGCAUACUUUCAGAAAUUCAGGCACAACCGGAGAAGAGACAAGUGUUUGCCGGCGAGCUUCAGAGGGUUGGUAAUGCAGGAGCUAAAGUACUGCGUGAACUUGGAGAUAAGAUUGAAAAGAUGGAAAAGUUAAGCUCUGCAGAGAUACUCAAGGAAAUACAUGAGGCAGGAGAGGAUUUGCAAAUGAAGAUAGACGAAAAAUCAUACCUUCUAGUCAAUUCAGAAAGCUGGGCAACUGCACCGCAGUUCAAGGAAUAUGAAGAACCUAUGAUGAGCAUAAUCGAUGUUAAAGAUGAUGAGAACAAAGUGAUCAAAUCCCUGAGUGAUAUGUUUGAUGUUCAGAACCCAAACACGGGCAUGGACUCUCGCAUUUCAGAUUUAAUUUCCUCAGACAGUAUGCUCAAGAAACCAUCAUGGCCGCGUCUGUCAUUCACUGCAGAUGCCUUGCUGAGCCAACAGGAAUCCAAAAUAUAUGAAAGUGCUAGCUCUUUAUCCUUAGCAACAUUUGCAUCACUCUUGAUUGAGUUUGUUGCAAGGCUUCAAAACCUUGUCGACGCAUUUCAAGAACUCAGUGAGAAAGCAAAUUUCAAGGUACCCAUCGACCAACCAGCUGGAAAAGAGGUGGUAGGCUUUUGGAACAGACUAAGAAGUUGCUUUCACUCAAAGAACUGA